Molecule: messenger RNA, 1335 nt
Organism: Prunus armeniaca (apricot)
Lineage: Eukaryota; Viridiplantae; Streptophyta; Magnoliopsida; Rosales; Rosaceae
Source: the annotation of a GenBank genome assembly
AUGAAUCUGGUCGUGGUUUUGGCGGUGUUUCUGUUUGGGCAAUUUUCUAUGACGAAGGCCAACGUGGUGCUGAUCGGGAACAAUGUCACUCUCUCUUUCGACGACAUUGAAGCUAAUUUUGCUCCAGCGAUUAAGGGUUCUGGGGAAUGUGGAGUAUUGUAUUUGGCAGAACCUGUGGAUGCAUGCUCGACAUUGACUAACAAAGUUGAAAAAGGCACGAAUUAUAGCUCCCCUUUCGUUUUGCUCAUAAGAGGAGGGUGUAGUUUUGAGGAAAAAGUUAGAAGAGCUCAGAAGGCCGGGUUCAAAGCUGCAAUUGUCUAUGACAAUGAAGAUGGCGGCGUCUUGGUUUCAAUGGCAGGAAAUUCAGCUGGUAUAAAAAUACAUGCUGUGUUCGUUUCAAAAGCUUCUGGUGAGAUACUGAAAAAGUACGCCGGACUUACUAACAUGGAGCUGUGGCUAAUCGCAAGUUUUGAGAACUCAGCGUGGUCAAUCAUGGCGAUCUCUUUCAUUUCCUUGCUUGCCAUGUCUGCAGUGUUGGCUACUUGUUUCUUUGUUCGCAGGCAUCGAAUAAGACGAGAAAGGCCCCAAGCUUCUCGUGUCCGAGAAUUUCAUGGGAUGAGCAGUCGUUUAGUAAAAGCAAUGCCAAGUUUGAUAUUUACCGCUGUUUUAGAGGACAACUGUACUUCAAGAACAUGUGCUAUAUGUCUUGAGGACUAUAGUGUUGGAGAGAAACUCAGAAUUCUGCCAUGUCGUCAUAAAUUUCAUGCUUUCUGUGUGGAUUCUUGGCUUACUUCAUGGAGAACCUUUUGCCCAGUUUGCAAGCGUGAUGCAAGAGCUAACACAAGUGAUCCACCAGCUUCAGAAUCCACACCAUUGCUUUCAUCCAGCCCAUCAUCAUCUGUGGCCUCUUCUGUACUUUCAUCUAUGAGAUCAUCUCUAGCAUCUUCUUCAGCCAUGCAGAUAGUUCCAGCUUUGUCGCAGUCUCCAUAUUCUCUUUCUCACUCUCAUGCUAGCUCAACUCACAUUCAGCAGUCUCUUAGGUCCUCCUACCGCCAGUCCCCUUCUAUUAGUGUCAGCAGAAGCUCAGUGGACCUCCGUAAUGCCUCGUCCCAAAGAUCUCAUGCUUCCUAUUUUGUUUCCCCCAAUUCCUUUGGUUACCCAUCUUUGUCACCCCUGAACUCAAGAUACCUGUCUGUUGCACACAUUCCAAGCCCUAGCAAUGCGUCACCAAGCUUCAUCAGCUCGUCCAGUCAUCAACAUCAUCCACUACAUUGUAGUGAGUCAGCUGCAACAUUUUCUCCUUUUGCUUCGGCCCAAUCUCUUCCUGAAUGUUGA